Eublepharis macularius is the source of this 6926-nucleotide messenger RNA. It is a transcript of the gene DGKD, whose product is annotated as diacylglycerol kinase delta. Lineage: Eukaryota; Metazoa; Chordata; Lepidosauria; Squamata; Eublepharidae. Gene Ontology annotation, biological process: lipid phosphorylation; diacylglycerol metabolic process; intracellular signal transduction. The transcript has 30 exons. The record is from RefSeq and is a predicted model, not a curated record. Gene Ontology annotation, molecular function: ATP-dependent diacylglycerol kinase activity; protein heterodimerization activity; protein homodimerization activity. The coding region runs from base 167 to 3649 and encodes 1160 amino acids.
GCAGCCUCAGGCCGGGGCCGCCGCCGCUGCAGCCGCUGCCCCUGCGGUGGCGGCGGAGGAGUCGUCGGAUAGCGAGCCGGAGCAAGAGCCCGGCUCUCCGCAGAAACUCAUUCGUAAGGUCUCCACGUCUGGGCAGAUCCGCCAGAAGACAGUCAUAAAAGAGGGCAUGCUCAUGAAACAGACCAGCUCAUUCCAGCGCUGGAAGAGACGAUACUUCAAGUUGCGAGGACGAACUCUGUACUACGCAAAAACUGCAAAGUCAAUCAUUUUUGAUGAAGUGGAUCUGACAGAUGCCAGCGUGGCAGAAUCCAGCACAAAAAAUGUCAACAACAGCUUCACGGUUAUUACUCCAUGUCGGAAGCUUAUCCUAUGUGCUGACAACCGAAAAGAAAUGGAAGACUGGAUUGCAGCACUGAAAACUGUACAGAACCGGGAACAUUUUGAAUCUACCCAGUACAGUAUGGACCAUUUCUCAGGGAUGCAUAACUGGUACGCCUGUUCACAUGCUCGGCCAACAUACUGCAAUGUGUGUCGGGAGGCAUUAUCUGGGGUUACAUCUCAUGGACUCUCCUGUGAAGUGUGCAAAUUUAAAGCCCACAAGCGAUGUGCUGUACGGGCAACCAAUAACUGCAAAUGGACAACUCUAGCAUCUAUUGGAAAGGAUAUAAUUGAGGAUGAAGAUGGGAUUUCAAUGCCACACCAGUGGCUUGAAGGAAACCUUCCUGUAAGUGCCAAGUGCACAGUGUGUGAUAAAACUUGUGGCAGUGUUCUACGCUUGCAAGACUGGCGUUGCCUCUGGUGCAAAGCUAUGGUACACACCUCAUGUAGAGACUUGUUACCAACCAAGUGCCCACUUGGCCUUUGUAAGGUAUCCGUUAUCCCCCCUACUGCUCUCAACAGCAUUGAUUCAGAUGGUUUCUGGAAAGCCACUUGUCCUCCAUCUUGCACAAGUCCUUUGCUGGUCUUUGUCAACUCAAAAAGCGGAGACAACCAGGGUGUAAAAUUCUUACGAAGAUUCAAACAACUGCUGAAUCCUGCACAGGUCUUUGAUCUCAUGAAUGGAGGACCUCACCUCGGUUUACGUUUAUUCCAGAAAUUCGACACAUUCCGAAUUCUAGUGUGUGGUGGAGAUGGAAGUGUUGGGUGGGUUCUCUCCGAAAUUGACAGCCUCAACCUCCACAAACAGUGUCAGUUGGGAGUGUUGCCUCUGGGCACAGGCAAUGACCUCGCUCGUGUGCUGGGCUGGGGAUCUGCAUGUGAUGAUGACACCCAACUGCCACAGAUACUGGAAAAGCUUGAAAGGGCCAGUACCAAAAUGCUUGACAGGUGGAGCAUCAUGGUGUACGAAACAAAACUCCCUCGUCAAGCAUCCACUUCUACAGUUGCUGAAGAUUUCAGUGAAGACUCCGAGGUGCAGCAGAUUCUCUUCUAUGAAGACUCCGUGGCUGCUCAUUUAUCUAAAAUCUUGACAUCUGACCAACACUCAGUGGUCAUCUCAUCAGCCAAGGUGCUCUGUGAGACUGUGAAAGAUUUUGUGGCUCGAGUUGGAAAGGCCUAUGAGAAAGCAACAGAAAGUUCUGAGGAGUCAGAAGUUAUGGCCAUAAAGUGUUCUGUUUUGAAAGAAAAGCUGGACUCUCUUUUGAAGACAUUGAAUGAAGAAUCUCAGGCUUCAACAUCUCUGCCAAACCCACCUCCUACCAUUGCUGAGGAGACAGAAGAUGGUGAAAGUUCUGGUAGUGUUUGUGAUUCUUCUAGCGAACGUUCCAUGGGGUCAUCAUGUACCAACCGUCCUCAGAUAUUUCGACCACGUGAGCAGUUAAUGCUGAGAGCAAACAGUCUAAAAAAAGCCAUUCGUCAGAUUAUAGAGCAUGCAGAAAAAGCUGUAGAUGAACAGAAUGCUCAAACUCAAGAACAAGAGAGCUUUAUCCUGGGCCUCUCCACCUCCGAAGAGGGGAAGGAGCUGAGGAAUGAGAAUAAAAUCUCCUUGCAGUCUUCACACACAGGCAAUUAUGGAUUUCCAAAAGGGAGAAGCCAUCGGAAAGUGAUCAAGCCUCCUUGUGAAAGAUUGAUAAGUAAAGGAGGUUUGUCAGUGGGAAGCUCUGCCUCUCUUCCUCCCCAGGCAGGAAUCCGGGACAAUCUGCCAAUGCUGAAUGCAAAGAUCCUUUAUCCCAAUAUUCGUGCUGGGAUAUCUGGCUCUCUACCUGGAGGGUCUGUUAUCAGCCGGUUAUUGAUCAAUGCAGACCCAUUUAACUCUGAGCCUGAAAAUCUUGACUGUUACAUAGAGAAAUGUGUAAUGAAUAACUACUUUGGAAUUGGAUUGGAUGCAAAAAUCUCUUUGGACUUCAACAACAAGCGUGAUGAGCACCCUGAAAAGUGCAGAAGUCGUACAAAGAACAUGAUGUGGUACGGAGUCCUUGGGACUAAAGAGCUGCUACACAGAACUUAUAAGAAUUUGGAACAGAAAGUUUUGCUAGAGUGUGAUGGGCGUCCGAUCCCUUUGCCUAGCCUUCAAGGAAUUGCUGUUCUCAAUAUCCCCAGCUAUGCAGGAGGGACCAACUUCUGGGGAGGCACCAAGGAAGAUGAUACAUUUACAGCUCCAUCUUUUGAUGACAAGAUUCUGGAAGUGGUAGCAGUGUUUGGUAGUAUGCAAAUGGCUGUCUCGCGUGUAAUUAACCUUCAGCAUCAUCGGAUUGCUCAGUGCCGGACAGUGAAGAUAGCAAUCCUGGGAGAUGAGGGGGUUCCUGUGCAAGUUGAUGGGGAGGCCUGGAUCCAACCACCAGGAUAUAUUUGGAUUGUGCAUAAAAACAGAGCACAGACAUUAACCCGCGAUAGGGCAUUUGAGAACACCCUAAAGUCCUGGGAGGAUAAACAAAAAUGUGAACUGCCCAGACCUCCCUCUUUCUCGCUGCACCCAGAGACUAUAUCUGAAGAAGAGUCCACUCAGAUCAAUCAGUUUUGCCAAGCAGCAGGAGCUCUGAUUCACAGCAUUCGGGAAAUAGCUCAGUCAUACCAGGAUAUGGAACAAGAACUUGCUCACGCAGUCAAUGCUAGCUCCAAAUCUAUGGACCAAGUGUAUGCCAAAUCCAAGUCUGCAGAGGGCCUGAAUUGCAACCUUGUUGUGGAAAUGAUGAAUAAUGUUAAAGCCUUGCAUAAUGAGACAGAACUGCUCCUGGCUGGCAAAAUGGCCCUGCAGCUGGAUCCUCCGCAAAAAGAACAGCUUCUAGCAGCACUGACAGAAAUGGAUUUUCAUAUGAGAAAGUUAGCAGAUAUUCCUUGGCUAUGGCAGCUCAUGGAGCCCAGUGAUGAAGAGAACCAGAUGUUAGACUAUUCAAAACGCAGCCGAAGUGGCAAGUUUCGUCUGGUAACAAAGUUUAAAAAGGAAAAGAACAAUAAGAACAAAGAGACUCGUGGCAGUCUGGGAUUGCCGGUUCAUCUCUGGGGAACGGAGGAGGUUGCGGCCUGGCUUGAGCAUCUCAGUCUUUGUGAGUAUAAGGAUAUCUUCAUCCGGCAUGACGUCCGGGGCUCUGAGCUCCUGCAUCUCGAACGGAGAGACCUCAAGGAUCUCGGAGUGACCAAAGUGGGCCAUAUGAAGAGGAUAUUACAUGGGAUCAAGGAACUGAGCAGGAAUAUUCCUGUCAGCGAGGCUUAACUUCUGUCUUCAGGGCCUGUAUCUACCAUUCCCGCUGAUGUCUACAAAACUGACACCUCAAGAAGCAGAUUUUCUCAUCAUUGUCUCUGUGGACCUGCUAAACACUCACCAGUGUUCAGAGCUCAUAUCUAACUUAUCAUGGUGCUUCCUUUCUGUUGUGAGGUACAGCACUAUCCGAUCAAGUGGCACCUUGCAUUCCAAAACCAGUGUUACUUUUGCCAUCAUGAGCCACCUCUUCCCCACCUUUACAUUGGAAUGGGGACUCUACAUGCAUGCUAGGCUCCUUCCAGCCAGUUCCAAUAAAACAGCCUGUAGAUCAGCAUAUGUUGUGCACAAGUGAACGUCCCAGCCAGCCACAGAAGCCAAUAUUUUAACUUAUCCUAUUUUCUGAGUAUUGCACCAAAUAUUGAGAGAUGAAACACCUGUUCAUAACACACGCAUACAAGACUAUAGAAAUGGGCUAUUGAGGUGAAAAGGAGUAGGGGGCAGUAUAAAAAAGUAAAUUCAAUAAAUGGUGUAUAUAUACAGUUUUUGUUCAAACCACCAAAUUGAUUAGAUAUUAGGAACUGAUUCUUCUCAGUUAGUGUCCUUUCCAUGGGACAGAGAGAUAAGUCCAGAGUCUUCUCCUCCCCCCCCCACUCCAAGGAUAUGACUUUAUCACUAAAUCUAAAGCUGUAUCGUCUUCUAUCUUGUAGAUCCCAAAGGAAUGGGACUGCACUUUGUUCUGGAGCCUUGCACCAAAUGCUUAGAACAUCAAGUGCCUAAAAGUAUUGAAACAUCCCAGAAGUGCAUCCAGGGCGGAAGAAUGAGCUUAUUCCUGUUGACAUUAGGUUGUUCAGUGAUUCAGUGAUAGCCUCUGAUUCUAACAAAUUAAAAAAAAUGAAUAGCAUUGGUAUUUAUGGAAAUACUUCUGUAGGAGGACCUACUGUUGAAGCUUGGGUCCUUCUGUGUGUAGGUUCAGGCAGAGUAUAAUAUUUAUUUUCUUUUCAUGAUAGUUUCUCAAAUUUUAUCAAGCCAGCACAUCAUUGUUUGAGAUCUACACACUUUUUUCUCUGUUUUAGGAGGACCUCUGCCAAAUUCUCUAUUAGUAUUAACUUGCCUGAAUUCUUCAAAAUGUGUCCUAAUUAUAAAUUACCCUUUGGCUUUGAAUCUAGUCUCGUUUCCUGCUGACGCUUCUUUUACAACAAAGGAUGACACAGUCUUGUUAAGAAAAACAGUAGUUGAAUCUGUAAUAUAAAUUGCUAUUUGUAGACUAAAAAAACAACAACACCCUUCUUUAAACCUGAGCCCUGGCUCUGUUCAGUUAUCACUGUGUGUAGAUAUAUUUAGCCUUAAUGGUACAGAUUACUUACAUUAUUUUGAAUUCCCCAUACAUAGUGGAGAAUUGUGAAUUUCAAAGCACAUGCUGUUAAACUAGGUUGCUUGCCCUCCAUGUGUUCAUUAUUAGGAUACUAACAAAAGUCUGUGCAACACUUGACAAUAGACCAUCAUAAUGAGAAGGUAGUAAAGAUUAUUCCUGCACUUUAUUAUUAGUGAUAACCAUAAAACAACCUCUCCCAUUUCCUGGUGAACACCUCAGGGAAAAAAAUCACUGUGUAAUAACUUUGGAGAAAGAUGCGGGGUGGGGGGAGUAUUUCUAGACCUUUAAUUGUGGAAGUAUUUCAGGGCAUGCUCUUGUGCAUCUCCCAAAAAUCUCAUGUGGAAUUGAUCAUUUUUCUCCUUGAUGGGUUUUGCCCCAAGCUUAGCUUUACUCUUUUUUUCUCUGUCUUGCAAUGAGGGGCCAUCAUCAUCUGAUAAUAUCUGCUGUUUACUAUGAGUUCUAAAUUGCGCAAUGAGAAGUCCUCAUAUAAGGAACUCCCUAAACCUGUAUCCUCCCUGGAACACAUUCCAACAUACUGCUUUUUAAAGAUCACUUGACAUCUUGGGCCUCCCAUUAGAAAGUGUUCCUUCUCUUUGUUGACCUAGAAAGUGAGUUGAACAACUUUGGAUUUAUAACAAGUGCUAAUUUAGUCCUAAGGCAUAUCCUAAGCAUAUUAUGUGCUACUGGGAGCAAGAUAGUCUAUUUUGUGGAACAUGUAUACUGUAAAAAAGAUGCAAGUACUACAGUGUGGCAAAGUGAACAUCUAACUAACUGCCAUAGAGUUGUGUGUCUGGAAUGUAGUAAUGUCAUUGGAACAUGCCUGCUGCUAAGUAAAGGUCAUUAAAAUGAUGUGGGGAAAGGCACACAAUUAACUCUGCCCUGGCAAGCUAUACAUUGCACCUUGGGGACUUCAGAAUUUCAAGCAUAUCUUUUAUGAUGGGACUUAAUGUAUGGUAUAAUUCUAUCUCCUGGACACCAAUCGUUUUAUAGCUUCGAAAUAUAUUUUGAAUUGGAAGAGAACCGUGUUCUUUUGGGGAGAAAGUAAAACAAUUUUGGAUGUCUUGUGCCCUUUCUAUUUGGCAGUACACUGGAAUAUUACCUGCUAAUACCUGCUAUAUUGGGUCCAUUGCAUUCCUUGGGGGUGUAGUAAAAGAAGAAAUUUACCCAAGAAAGUGCUAAUCCUAAACAACUUUAGAAAGAUGGAAUAACGUGUAGCAUGUGUUUCUUAAGUUGCCUUUAGUUCCCACCAAUAUCCACCUUCAGUUCAAUGCAGCUAAUAAAACACAUACAUGAACGUGCCAUGCAAUUUUAUGCAUGUUUACUUGGAAGUAAGUUCCACUGAAUUCAUUGAGUCUUAAUCCCAAGUAAGAAUGCUCGAAUUGCAGCCAAAGUUAUUUAUUACAUUUCAUUCUAGUAUAUAUAUUCACCUUGUUAGUCCGUGGAUGCUCAAGACAUAAAAAUGCCACUAGCUCUUGCAUCUCUAAUAGGAACUGUAAAGAGGCAUUGUACCUGUAUCUUGAAAAGCUCUGACCAUGUAUAUCAUACUAAAAUUGUUUGAGUAUUAUUUAAAAAUUAAUAUAGUAUGAGUGGUAAUUGAAAGACUGUUUACACAAAGCUCCUUGUAUUUUAACGGAUGUGUGAUGUAGAAAAAAAAAGUCAGAAUUUGUUUUUAUAAGUAAUUUGAUGUCUGUAUAGUUGCCCGUCAAUGACUGUUCCUCAGGGGUGUUGUAACCAUUCUGGUGAUCUGUCAAAAGCAUAGGGAAGAAUUUCAAUCCUGUACAGUCUAGGGAAGAAGGUUUUGUGCCUUAAGAAUGGGGCCUGCUAUUUAUUAUUUUAAUUUAUACAAUGAUAACUGUGGAAACACCUUAUAUGUACAUAUUUUGCAACUGGUGUAAAUACAUUUUUCUUGUAUAUAAA